AUGUCACAACUGCACAGACUGGGGGACUCGCAAGGUGUGAGAACGGUUAAAAACUUGACUGGACUCCAAGAGACUCAGACAAGGAUGUCACAAUUUGCUUCACAUCGAGGAGAGAACACUUUGGCUAUUGUUGGUAGUGAUUUCAAAGCUUUGUUACAUGAACAUAUUUGUUUAUUGGAGUGGUUAAGUACACUUUGCCACAUCUUCAGGAAGUAUAACACUGACCUGAGCAUUGAGAGUAAGCAGAUUCUCAUGAGACUUCACUGGGAAGAAAAACACAACUUGGAAAAAGAAAUGAACCAAACAUCGUGUCUUAUAGACCCCAAUAUUGCACAUCCUAUUCUGAUAACAAUGUACAUUAUCAUUUUCAUUGGAGGAUUAAUAGGGACAAGUCUUAUGACCUACUUGAUCAUUGGUGAAAACAGACUGUCAGUGACAAACACAUCAAUCAUCAACUUGUUGGUGGUUCAUGGUAUUUUUCUUAUUUCUGUUCCAUUUCGUAUUGCAUUCUACGUUCAGAAGAGAUGGAACUAUGGACUUUUUUUCUGCAAAAUUGUAAGUGCCAUGACACACAUCCAUAUUUAUGUUUCUUUCAUAUUUUACGUCAUUAUGCUGUCAAUGAGAUACAUAGGCUUCUUUAAGAAAAAGGACAAGAUUGAGUUUUACAGGACACUCCAUUCACUUGGAGUCAGUGGAGCUACGUGGAUUUUUAUAUCUGUUAUAACCAUACCUUUGGUUUUCACGCAAUAUGGCAAAUCUGUCAACUUUACUGAAACAGAGUGCUUCCAAUUUCAAGAUGCAUUGAAGAACCAAGCUGUGACUACUGUGAACUAUAUCUCCUCGGUCGUCAUAUUUACAGUGGUUACUUGCCUAUUGGGUGUACAAACAUUUAUUUUUGUAAAGGCCUUGAAACAAGUCCAGAAACCUAUUCUUGCCUAUCAGGAAAUCUGGGUCCAACUGAAAAGUCUUUUCUUUAUUUUGGUGAUGAUAACAUGUUUCUUUCCUCUUCAUAUGUUUAAGUUCUACUAUGUGGACCAUUACCAGGACUGCUUCUACAUCAAUGAAAUUUGCUUGAGCAUAACUGCACUGAGUUGUUUAGAUUUCCUUCCCUUUGCCGUAAAAACGUACUAUGGAAAAGUGUUGCAGUUUGUAACAUUUGCUACAUGAUGAAAUUAUGGCAUCUAAGCAUUUUCUUCGCUCAACCUUCCCCCAAAAGCUGGUGGUCAUAGAUGUAAAGACUAUUUUUAACAAUCUGAACAAUUUAUUAUCAGGGAUUGUUUACUUUUCAUAA
Molecule: messenger RNA, 1291 nt
Organism: Hyla sarda
Lineage: Eukaryota; Metazoa; Chordata; Amphibia; Anura; Hylidae
Product: probable G-protein coupled receptor 141
Exons: 3
Coding region: 1-1167 (388 amino acids)
Biological process (GO): G protein-coupled receptor signaling pathway
Cellular component (GO): membrane
Molecular function (GO): oxysterol binding; G protein-coupled receptor activity
Source: RefSeq, a predicted model, not a curated record